UAAAACGACAGGCGAGGCGAGGCGAGGGUGGCGGAGGCAUCGGAAGGCGUCUUCGUACACGCCGGACCUCAAAUCUCUCGUCUUUCUUUUCCUCUAUCUCGCCUUCUCGCCGUAGGCUUCUCAAGUUCUCUUUCGCUUCUUUUCUUCUUCUUAGCGAGAAUGAGAGAGUGCAUCUCGAUCCACAUCGGGCAGGCCGGUAUCCAGGUCGGCAAUGCCUGCUGGGAACUUUACUGCCUCGAGCACGGUAUCCAGCCUGAUGGCCAAAUGCCCAGUGACAAGACCAUUGGUGGAGGUGAUGAUGCAUUCAACACCUUUUUCAGUGAGACUGGUGCUGGAAAGCAUGUCCCUCGUGCUGUGUUUGUUGAUCUGGAACCUACCGUGAUUGAUGAAGUGAGGACUGGAACUUACCGCCAGCUCUUCCACCCAGAGCAGCUUAUCAGUGGCAAGGAGGACGCUGCUAACAACUUUGCCCGUGGCCACUAUACCAUUGGCAAGGAAAUUGUUGACCUCUGCCUUGACCGCAUCAGGAAGCUUGCUGAUAACUGCACUGGUCUUCAGGGCUUCCUUGUAUUCAAUGCUGUUGGUGGAGGCACUGGCUCAGGCCUGGGCUCUCUUCUUCUUGAGCGUCUGUCUGUUGACUAUGGGAAGAAGUCGAAGCUUGGGUUCACCGUGUACCCCUCUCCCCAGGUCUCCACCUCUGUUGUUGAGCCCUACAACAGUGUUCUGUCCACCCACUCCCUCCUUGAGCACACUGAUGUUGCUGUGCUUCUUGACAAUGAAGCCAUCUAUGACAUCUGCAGGCGCUCCCUUGACAUCGAACGCCCCACCUAUACCAACCUCAACCGCCUUGUCUCUCAGGUGAUCUCAUCCCUGACUGCAUCACUGAGGUUUGAUGGUGCCCUGAAUGUCGAUGUUACCGAGUUCCAGACCAAUCUGGUCCCCUACCCGAGGAUUCACUUCAUGCUUUCCUCGUAUGCUCCUGUUAUCUCUGCGGAGAAGGCCUACCAUGAGCAACUCUCUGUUGCUGAAAUUACCAACAGUGCUUUUGAGCCUUCUUCCAUGAUGGCAAAAUGUGACCCUCGCCAUGGCAAGUACAUGGCUUGCUGCCUCAUGUACCGCGGAGAUGUGGUGCCCAAGGAUGUGAAUGCAGCGGUUGCCACCAUCAAGACCAAGCGCACCAUCCAGUUUGUUGAUUGGUGCCCAACUGGCUUUAAGUGCGGUAUCAACUACCAGCCACCUACUGUUGUGCCUGGUGGUGAUCUGGCCAAGGUGCAGAGGGCUGUGUGCAUGAUCUCCAACUCGACCAGUGUUGCCGAGGUGUUCUCCCGCAUUGACCACAAAUUUGACCUCAUGUAUGCCAAAAGAGCCUUUGUUCACUGGUAUGUUGGAGAGGGCAUGGAGGAAGGUGAGUUCUCUGAAGCUCGUGAGGAUCUUGCUGCACUGGAGAAAGAUUAUGAGGAAGUUGGGGCAGAAUCUGCUGAGGGUGAAGAUGGUGAUGAAGGUGAUGAAUACUGAGAGGGGCGGUCUUCGAUCUGUUGAUUGCAUGUGGUUCCCCAUCCUUUGCAUGUUUGUUGUCCAUUAGUUGUGGCUGUGUUCCUUUACUUUCUUGCUUGGAUGCUAAAACCUUCAAGCAUUUGUACUGUUUGAAUGUUGCUUUUGGUAUGCCAUCUACUGUUACCGUUGGGUUAUCUCGUAA
Elaeis guineensis (African oil palm) is the source of this 1696-nucleotide messenger RNA. RefSeq names its product tubulin alpha-3 chain. Gene Ontology annotation, biological process: microtubule-based process. Gene Ontology annotation, cellular component: microtubule. Lineage: Eukaryota; Viridiplantae; Streptophyta; Magnoliopsida; Arecales; Arecaceae. Gene Ontology annotation, molecular function: GTP binding; structural constituent of cytoskeleton. The record is from RefSeq and is a predicted model, not a curated record.